Molecule: messenger RNA, 519 nt
Organism: Paecilomyces variotii
Lineage: Eukaryota; Fungi; Ascomycota; Eurotiomycetes; Eurotiales; Thermoascaceae
Exons: 1
Coding region: 1-519 (172 amino acids)
Source: RefSeq, a predicted model, not a curated record
AUGGGUUAUACUUUGUACGAUGGAACCAUUGUGGUCCUCCAAGGUAUCCUCAACUCCUUAUCCCACAUCCUCCACCAAGCCGAGCAACGCCCCGAUGGUAGCAGUCUGCUCGAGGCUCGUUUACACGAGGACAUGUACCCAUUCACAGAUCAAGUCCGCCUCGCGACCCAGUUCUCGGAAAAUGUGGCCGCAAGAUUGACAGCUCGGGAGCCGGUAACCUUUGAAGGCAAACCCGCGACAUUUUCCCAAUGCUACGAGCGCAUUGAGACGGUUCUGAAAGUGCUCAACGAGGCCGACAAGAACGUCGUUAACCAAAAUGGCGACAUGCUUGCGACCACUAAGCUUGGUCCAGAGAAGACGGUUGAGAUGAGCGGCGCUACGUAUGCCCAUAUUGUUGCCUUACCCAACGUCUUCUUCCAUCUUACCACCGCGUAUGGAAUUCUGCGAAAGGAGGGGGUGCCGCUGGGCAAGCGGGACUAUUAUAUUGGCUUCUUUCCUCCAGUCGCCGGAAGCCAGUAA